This is a messenger RNA of Penicillium canariense, 1098 nucleotides long. RefSeq lists its product as uncharacterized. Gene Ontology annotation, molecular function: NAD binding; NADP binding; 3-hydroxyisobutyrate dehydrogenase activity. The coding region runs from base 1 to 1098 and encodes 365 amino acids. The record is from RefSeq and is a predicted model, not a curated record. NCBI's taxonomy places the organism in Eukaryota, Fungi, Ascomycota, Eurotiomycetes, Eurotiales, Aspergillaceae. The transcript has 3 exons. Gene Ontology annotation, biological process: L-valine catabolic process. Gene Ontology annotation, cellular component: mitochondrion.
AUGAGUGCCCGCGCUGCGUCCUCUCUCCCUCGGGUGGCCCGCCUCCACACCGCGGCUAGUAUCCGACGCUGGCCGGCCAACUUUAGCUCGACAGGAUCAGUCCGGGCAUUCUCAACGACGCUGCACCGCGACGCGACUUGGGGAUUUGUUGGAUUGGGCCAGAUGGGUUAUAACAUGGCCAAGAACCUGCGCGCCAAGAUUCCCGCAUCUGAUACGCUAAUUGUGCGCGACGUCAAUGAGGAGGCCGUAAAGCGCUUUGUCGCGGAGGCCCAGGAGGCCGCUCGAAGCAACGGCGCUGGCGCCGACGAAGGCCGAGUUGAGAUAGCUGAGAAUGCGCGCGAGGUUGCGGAGAAGUCGACCGUGAUGAUUACCAGUUUGCCCGAGUCGCAGCAUGUCAUUGAUGUGUACCACUCGAUUCUCAAACAUGGCGAGCUUCCCGCGCUCGAUCAGGAGCGUUUGUUUAUCGACACAUCUACGAUUGACCCGGUGACGUCCAAGGAUAUCGCCAAUGCCAUCCAUACCACUCAGACGGGUCGAUUCGUCGAUGCUCCUGUCUCCGGGGGUGUCGUUGGUGCCCGCGCAGGUACUCUGUCAUUCAUGUUCGGUGCUUCCUCGCAGACAGGAGAGCUGCUUGAGCGUGUACGGGGAGUCCUCGCUCUGAUGGGCAAAAAGGCCUGGCACCUCGGUGACCCAGGUUCUGGUGUCUCCGGAAAGCUUGCCAACAACUAUAUGCUGGCCAUCAACAAUAUUGCGACGGCCGAGGCUAUGAACCUGGGCAUCCGCUGGGGACUCGAUCCCAAGAAUCUGGCCGAUAUGAUCAACUCCUCCACUGGCCGUUGCUGGCCCUCAGAGGUGAACAACCCCGUCCCUGGGGUGAUCGAGACCGCUCCCGCCUCCCGUGGGUAUGAGGGCGGAUUCGGGGUCAGCCUGAUGAACAAGGACCUGCGUCUGGCUCUCGCUGCUGCAGAGAAGUCUGGAACUCCUCUGGCUCUGGGUGGCCAAGCACGCGAGGUGUACAAUGCUGUGGAGGAAGCCCACCGUGGCAAAGAUUUCUCAGUUGUUUAUGAGUGGCUGCGGAGCAAGUCUGAACCUCAAUAG